Messenger RNA from Zophobas morio, 3117 nucleotides. Its product is annotated as glycogen phosphorylase. Gene Ontology annotation, cellular component: cytoplasm. Lineage: Eukaryota; Metazoa; Arthropoda; Insecta; Coleoptera; Tenebrionidae. The record is from RefSeq and is a predicted model, not a curated record. The transcript is spliced from 5 exons. Gene Ontology annotation, molecular function: pyridoxal phosphate binding; glycogen phosphorylase activity. Bases 169 to 2718 code for a protein of 849 amino acids. Gene Ontology annotation, biological process: glycogen catabolic process.
CAAAAAUUGGCGGCAACUGCGAAAAGGGGCUUGCCAGCUGUUUUGUGUUUACAAACUUGCGUUUGCGCGCUGACUCCCUCCGCAAGGUGACCCCUACACUCAUUUCAAGUCAGUAAAGCCGGCGAGGCGACCUCAAGCUCAUUAUUCGGUCGCCUUCACGAAGACAACAUGUCCAUCCCGCAGUCGGACAGCGAAAGAAGAAAACAAAUCAGCGUCCGGGGAAUCGCCCAACUCGACGACGUCAACGAAAUCAAGAAGACCUUUAACCGCCACCUCCACUACACUCUAGUGAAGGACCGGAAUGUGGCCACCGCCAGAGACUACUACAUCGCGCUAGCCCACACCGUGAAGGACCACCUGGUCUCGAGAUGGAUCCGCACGCAGCAGCACUACUACGAAAAGGACCCCAAGCGGGUCUACUACCUCUCUCUAGAAUUCUACAUGGGCCGAUCUCUCCAAAACACCAUGAUUAACCUAGGCAUCCAAAGCUCCGUGGACGAAGCUCUCUACCAACUAGGCUUAGACAUCGAAGAACUCGAGGAAUUGGAAGAGGACGCCGGUCUGGGCAACGGCGGCCUGGGCCGCCUCGCCGCCUGUUUUCUAGACUCCAUGGCCACCCUAGGCAUGGCGGCCUACGGCUACGGCAUCCGCUACGAAUACGGCAUCUUCGCCCAGAAGAUCAUCAGCGGCGAACAACAAGAGGAGCCCGACGAUUGGCUCAGAUUCGGCAACCCGUGGGAAAAAGCCCGCCCUGAGUACAUGCUACCCGUGAACUUCUACGGUAACGUGGUGGACUCACCCACCGGGCGGAAAUGGGUCAACACCCAGGUGGUGUUCGCGCUCCCUUACGAUAACCCCAUUCCCGGGUACAACAACAACGUCGUCAACACGUUGAGGUUAUGGUCGGCGAAGUCGCCCAUCGACUUCAAUUUGCAAUUUUUCAACGACGGGGAUUAUAUUCAGGCGGUUCUGGACCGAAAUCUGGCUGAAAACAUAUCGCGGGUUUUGUACCCUAAUGACAAUAACUUUGGCGGCAAAGAGCUGCGGUUGAAGCAGGAGUAUUUUAUGUGUGCGGCUACGCUUCAAGAUAUCAUCCGGCGGUUCAAGGCGGCGAAAUUCGGGACGCGCGAGCCCACUAGAACUAAUUUCGACUUGCUGCCGGAUAAGGUCGCGAUUCAACUGAAUGACACGCACCCGUCUUUGGCCAUUCCAGAGUUGAUGAGGAUUUUGCUGGAUAUUGAGGGACUUCCGUGGAAUAGCGCGUGGGACAUCACUGUACGAACGUGCGCCUACACCAACCAUACUGUUUUACCUGAAGCCCUGGAGCGCUGGCCUAUUGACAUGCUCCAGAACAUCCUCCCGCGUCACUUGGAGAUCAUCUACCACAUCAACCACCUCCAUCUCGAAAACGUGAUGAAAAAGUGGCCGCACGAUCUCGACAGAAUGCGCCGCAUGUCUUUGAUUGAAGAAGACGGAAUCAAGCGCGUCAACAUGGCCCACUUGUCCAUCGUAGGCUCGCACGCGGUCAACGGAGUCGCACGAAUCCACUCAGAAAUCAUCAAAGCCGAUUUGUUUAAAGACUUCUACGAACUCAGUCCCGAAAAGUUCCAGAACAAGACUAACGGAAUUACUCCUCGGCGGUGGCUCGUGCUGUGUAACCCCGGCUUGAGUGACCUCAUUUGUGACAAAAUCGGGGAAGAGUGGAUGGUGCACCUCGACCAGCUCCAACAACUCAAACAAUGGGCCAAAGACCCCGUUUUCCAACGAGGCAUAGCUAAAGUCAAGCAAGAGAACAAACUCAAGCUUGCGCAGUUGAUCGAGAAAGACUACGGGGUUAAAGUCAACCCGGCUUCCAUGUUUGACAUCCACGUUAAGCGUAUCCACGAGUACAAAAGGCAGCUUUUGAAUUGUAUGCACAUUAUCACUCUCUAUAAUAGGAUAAAGAGGAACCCGGCGGCUAAAAUCACCCCCAGGACUGUGAUGAUUGGUGGAAAGGCAGCUCCUGGGUACUACACCGCGAAGAAGAUCAUCAAGUUGAUUAAUUGCGUGGGGAAUGUGGUCAAUAAUGACCCGAUCGUCGGGGAUAAGUUGAAGGUUAUUUUCCUGGAGAAUUAUCGGGUUACGCUGGCCGAGAAGAUCAUCCCGGCGGCGGAUUUGAGCGAGCAGAUUUCGACAGCGGGAACUGAGGCGUCGGGUACUGGGAACAUGAAGUUCCAAUUAAAUGGCGCCUUGACUGUUGGUACUCUGGAUGGUGCCAACGUGGAAAUGGCUGAAGAGAUGGGUUUGGAUAAUAUUUUCAUUUUUGGAAUGACCGUGGAGGAAGUGGAGGCGUUGAAACAGAAAGGGUACAACGCGUACGACUACUAUAACGCGAACCCCGAAUUAAAACAAGUAGUUGAUCAGAUUCAAAACGGGUUCUUUAACCCUAAUAACCCAGACGAGUUUAAGGAUCUGGCUGACAUUUUGCUUAAGUAUGAUAGGUUUUACUUGCUGGCUGACUAUGACGCCUAUAUCAAGAAACAAGAAGAAGUCAGCGCCGUCUAUGAGAACCAGUCCAAGUGGAUAGAAAUGGCCAUUAAUAAUAUCGCGUCGUCUGGAAAGUUCUCCAGUGACCGCACUAUCAUAGAAUACGGGAAAGAUAUCUGGGGGAUUGAGGCCAAUUACGCGAAAUUGCCUGCCCCACAUGAACCAAGAGAACUGGCCUUGAAGGAUGCCUAAGUUUCGAUUUAUUUUGUUCCCGCCGGGGAAAGUGAUGUUACUUUGUAGUAGAGAGAAGAGUAUUGUAUAAUGUUGACAAAAUGUAUGUUGGUAUUGUGCCAAAGUUUUCAAAAUUUUAAUACUCUAGCUGUGUUAUUGGUGCUAAGCGGUUUUCUCUUAUUUUCACUUCUUUCUUACUUGCUUAUGCCGAAAUUUUUAUUUUGUUCGAACUCGACUUUUGUUGUGUAUUGUUUGAGGUUCUUGUAUUAUGUUAAAGCAUUUUAAAUAAAGGAUAAUUAGCCGCUUUUGUGAGCGACGUAUUGUACAUUUGAUUUGUUUUGUUGUUGUAAGUCGCCAUGUUUAAGCAAUAAUUCUUGUAACGAAAUAAUUAUUAUAAAUACAAUAAAUCCGUUUGUGAUU